AUGAAGACCAUGAUUCUACUGCUUUGUCUUCUAGGAUCAGCCCAGUCAUUACCAAAGCAGCUUAGCCCUGCUUUGGGAGUUCCUGCAACAAAACCAACUCCAGGUCAAGUGACCCCACUAUCUCAACAGCAACCAAAUCAGGUUUUUCCUUCCAUAAGUCUAAUACCAUUAACACAGCUGCUCACUCUGGGGUCAGACCUGCCCUUGUUCAACCCUGCUGCUGUGCCCCACGGCACACAGAUGCUCCCUUUCACCCUGGGACCACUGAAUGGACAGCAACAGCUGCAACCCCAGAUGUUACCCAUUAUUGUGGCACAACUUGGAGCGCAGGGCACUCUCCUAAGCUCAGAGGAACUGCCAUUAGCCUCCCAAAUCUUCACAGGCCUCCUUAUCCACCCCUUGUUCCCUGGAGCCAUUCCACCCGCCAGUCAGGCAGGGGCUAAACCAGAUGGGCAGAAAGGAGUCCUUCCUACAAGACAGGCAGGCGCGAGCCCUGCCAUACAGGGAACCACCCCUGGCCAUGUUACAACUCCUGUUGUCACAGAUGAUGAUGACUAUGAAACGAGCACCCCUGCAGGCCUUCGAAGAGCCACACACACCACAGAGGGAACCACCAUAGACCCACCGAACAGAAGCAAGCACCAUAAACUGCAGUCACAUAGUGAUGCCAAGUCGGACCUGCCACUGGGAAGGUAUUUGCUGCAGGACGACCCAGAGUGA
Apodemus sylvaticus (European woodmouse) is the source of this 720-nucleotide messenger RNA. It is a transcript of the gene Amtn, whose product is annotated as amelotin. Lineage: Eukaryota; Metazoa; Chordata; Mammalia; Rodentia; Muridae. The record is from RefSeq and is a predicted model, not a curated record. Gene Ontology annotation, cellular component: cell-cell junction; basement membrane. Gene Ontology annotation, biological process: positive regulation of enamel mineralization; odontogenesis of dentin-containing tooth. The coding region runs from base 1 to 720 and encodes 239 amino acids. The transcript has 8 exons.